Molecule: messenger RNA, 6777 nt
Organism: Myxocyprinus asiaticus (Chinese sucker)
Lineage: Eukaryota; Metazoa; Chordata; Actinopteri; Cypriniformes; Catostomidae
Product: peroxisome proliferator-activated receptor alpha-like
Exons: 8
Coding region: 215-1618 (467 amino acids)
Biological process (GO): positive regulation of transcription by RNA polymerase II; cell differentiation; negative regulation of inflammatory response
Cellular component (GO): nucleus
Molecular function (GO): RNA polymerase II cis-regulatory region sequence-specific DNA binding; zinc ion binding; nuclear receptor activity
Source: RefSeq, a predicted model, not a curated record
ACGGCUGCAGCUUGACAGCGCGAGAGCUGCGCGCGAGCAGUCCGCAGAGUUUAUAUGUUUAUAUAAAUUAGAUUUAUAAGAUAUUGUGCCCCGGUGAUCUCGCUGACAGCACCGUCAUCAGCCCGUAGACGCUUCGCGACGCGAUGUUUGACGCGCAGGGACUGCUGAAACUAAAGACUGAUGUGUGAUUUGCACUCCGUUCCUGUCCGCCAACAUGGUAGACGUGGAGAAGCACUACUGUCCCCCGUCCCCACUGAACGACUCAGUGUUGGGCAGUCCCUUGUGCAGGGACUUCGUCGGUGGAAUGCAAGAUCUGCAGGACAUCUCUCAAUCUAUCGAUGAAGAUGGGCUCAGCAGCUUCGAAGUCAUAGAGAACCAUUCGUCAGGUCUGGGCUCGGGGUCGGAGAGCUCCACCGCGUUAGAUGCCCUUACUCCAGCGUCCAGCCCAUCGUCAGGUGUCUAUGGUGGCCCAGCGGGACAGGAAGAGUUCACCUCCACCUCACUGAAUCUGGAAUGCAGGGUGUGCUCGGACCGUGCGUCAGGAUACCACUACGGCGUUCACGCUUGUGAGGGAUGCAAAGGUUUCUUCCGUCGGACGAUUCGCCUUAAACUGGAGUAUGAUAAGUGUGUACGACGCUGUAAGAUCCAAAAGAAGAACCGAAACAAGUGCCAAUACUGUCGCUUUCAGAAGUGCCUCUCUGUAGGGAUGUCUCACAAUGCCAUCCGCUUUGGGCGAAUGCCACAGUCGGAGAAGCUUAGGUUGAAGGCAGAGAUCCUGACGGGAGAUCGAGUGGUGGAGGACCCUCAGCUGGCCGAUCAGAAAACUCUAGCCAAGCAGAUCUACGAGGCGUAUCUGAAGAACUUCAACAUGAACAAAUCCAAAGCACGAACCAUCCUGACGGGCAAGACCAACACGCCGCCUUUUGUCAUUCACGACAUGGAGACGCUGCAGUUGGCUGAACAGACGUUUGUGGCGAAGAUGGUGGGCACUUCCGGGGGACUGUUGGAUAAAGACGCUGAGGUCCGAAUAUUCCACUGCUGCCAGUGCACGUCAGUGGAAACGGUAACCGAACUGACGGAAUUCGCGAAGUCUGUGCCAGGAUUCUCCAAUCUGGACCUGAACGACCAGGUGACAUUAUUAAAGUAUGGCGUUCACGAGGCAUUCUUUGCCAUGUUGGCAUCUUGCAUGAAUAAAGAUGGUCUGCUGGUCGCGUAUGGUAGCGGUUUCAUCACUAGAGAGUUUCUAAAGAGCUUACGACGUCCGUUCAGCGACAUGAUGGAACCCAAGUUUCAGUUUGCGAUGAAGUUUAAUUCCCUCGAACUGGAUGAUAGUGAUCUCGCACUGUUUGUCGCUGCCAUCAUCUGUUGUGGAGAUCGGCCAGGGCUGGUGAAUGUCCCACACAUCGAACGUAUGCAGGAGAGCAUCGUUAACAUACUUCAGCUACAUCUUAAGAGCAACCAUCCCGAUAAUGACUUCCUGUUUCCUAAACUCCUACAGAAACUAGUGGACCUACGGCAACUGGUUACGGAGCACGCUCACUUAAUACAGGAAAUCAAGAAGACAGAAGACACGUCGCUGCAUCCCUUACUGCAAGAAAUUUACAGAGACAUGUACUGAGUUGAGUUUGGCAAUCUGAGGCUCUCAAACGGAAUGUAGACCAUGAACGGUUCCAUAUUCUAGUUUAUUUCUGGAAAGGUAUGGAAAAGGACAUUCUCGGAGAGGGACGUUGCUCUUAGGGGCCCUCCAAACUCUGAUCACUUUUAAGGGGCUUCAUGUGAACCACUAUUCCUGUGAUUUGGUGGGAUUCUGGACAAAAUGCAAUGAUGGUGAAAUGCAUGGAAAAGGACUUAAGGGCUCAAAUGGCAGUGUCCGUGUUUGUUGGUUUAUAGAAAAACUUAAACAAUGCCAGCUGAAACUGGACCUGUUUUUUUUUUUUUGUUUUGUUCUUUGGUAUUUUUUAAAAAUGCUUAUUGGCUUGUUUAGGCCAGAAACUGUGAAUAUAAACCCUAAAAUCAACUACUUCAUAUAGAAAUAUUGAUUUUUGUAUUUACACAGUAAAUGUUAAUAGCGAGAACUACCAGCCCACACAUUUUCAGCAAGACCACCCAAGUGACUUCGAAAAUAGAUUUAUCAUAACUAGUGAAACUGGUCAUUUUGUAUCGCUACAGGGAUUUAAACUGUUUCAAGCUUAACAUUUUUACAAACACAGAUUUGUAUUUUUUUAACCUGCUAACAUCAAGCACUGGGCAAACAUAAACAAAGAAAUUGCAUUUUGAUAUCUCAAUCAGUUUCCAGCAUCCGUAUUUCAACUAUUUAUUCUCCUACCAUAAAACUUGACCUGUCAUUAUUUGUAUAGCUCUCUAAAUCACAUACACUGUAUCCUAAUCAGGCAAAACAAGUUUCCAGCAUCAAGUAAUUUGUCAUUUCACACUGAAAGCUAAAAUGAUGUGCAAUGUGAUAAAAUCAGCGAAAACGCUAUGUGAUUCAAUAAUAUCAGCAAAAAUGCUGCGUGACACAAUAAAAUCAGCAAAAUGCUGCAUGUUAUGGAAAAAUAGGCAAAAAUGCUAUGUGAUGCAAUAAAAUCAGCAGAAAUUCGGCAGGACGCAAUAAAAUCAGCAAAAUAGCUGCAUGACGCAAUUAAAUUUCAGUAAAAAUUCUGGUGCAUGACGAAAUAAAAACACCUCGAAAUUCUGCGUGAUAUUAUCAAAUCAGCAAAAAUGCUAUGUGAUGCAAUAAUAUCAGAAGAAAUUGUGCGUGACGCAGUAUAAUCACAGCAAAAAUGCUGUGAUGCGAUAAAAACACAGUGAAAUGCCACGUGACGCAAUAAAAUCAUAGCGAAAAUUCAGUGUGAUGUGAUGAAAUCAAACCGAAAAUACUGACAUGAUUAAAAUCACACCAAAAAUGCUGCAUGACGUGAUAAAUUCACAGCCAAUCAGAACAUAUUUGAUGUUUAAUAAGCAGCUAAAUGGAGCUUGAUUUAGACCAAUGAGAUUUUACCAUGGGCGGGGCUACACAGGACAACGCGACAAAAUAUUGUGUUACGUCGCAGCUGGUUAGGACAAAAUUCAAAUGUAUUUGGACGAGAGGAUUUAUCACAUGCUGCUUAAUUGCAUCACGCCUGGUUAGGACAAGAUAUUAGCAUCACGGUAACCUGGACAUCGCGACUAUCAGUGCAACUUUCAAGCAAAAAACGCAGUGCCCAUAUUCCUAUACCUCAUGACCGAAGCCUUUGGACGUACACUUGCUCUAAUAGGUUGUGCUGUGCUCUUAAAUGAAUUAUAUGGCAAUAAAAGGGCUACAUUUUUGCUUUGCACACUGAACUCAACAGAAAAAUUGGUGAAUUUGCAUAUAUUAUAUUUAAUAUUUAUAUGUAAAGUAGACUUCAUUAAGGUCAAGUUUGAAAUAGUUCUCAAAGCUCCACACCCACAAACCCCUCUCCCGAAAAUACUCGGCCGGAAACAAAUUUUUUCCACAGAUUUCCUCUGAAAACCACCGUGCCUACUCUUGUGUGAAUAGUGAACUACAGUGAACUUUCAAACGGGUGCAUUUUCGAACUGUACUUUUCUAUAAAAAGCUAAUUGUGUACAAUUGUACCUGCAGUUAUCUACGUUAACAGAUGCAAAAACUUGAAUUUUUAGUUUUCCACAUGUCACAAGCUACCCGUCCCAAAGUUGUUAAUCGUUACGAGUGAUAACAGAUUAUCGUCACUCUUAACUUUAAGAAAUUGCUCAAAUCUUUAACUACCUUUAAUGCAAGAAAAGUUGGGAAAAAAAUAUCUUGGUCACUACUCAGGGUGUUCACACUAACAAGGAUUUUAGUUUUGAAAAUAUUUUUUUUGAUUUUCCGUUUCAGUUUAUUUUUUAUUUUUAAUUGUUCGUAAAUAGUUUUUAAAAUGUAUGUAUUUCAGUGUUUUUGUUUUCAUCCCCAGCAACACAGCACUGUAAAUAGUUUGUCAAUAUGAGUUUCGCACAAAACUAAAGAAGGUCAGAAACUUCAACAAGCCAAGUUGGUUGUUUCAUACGUCAAUCAGAUAGCCGAUCUCGUAUUUAAAAAAAUCGUAGACAUUCUCUGUAAGUUUGAGUUUUCGUUCGUAUUUUAGUGCACAUUUAUAUUGUCAGUUUAGUUUUCACUCUUUAGCAAACUCCCUUUUUUAUUUUUGGAUUAACAAAAAAAUAUAAUUUUUCACUGCUAGUUGUCUUUGCGAUAGUUUUCGCUAGCAAUAAUAGCUUUGACACUAGCAGCAUUUUAAAUCGCUAAACGUCUCUAAGUCACAGUACAUUUGGUUGCUAAUAGGUUCCUACUCAACAAGUUGACGAACUUUAUUGCACCAUAAGCAGGGCCGGACUGGCUGUCGGGAGAUUUCCCGAACAGCCGUUCAAAGUAACGGCCGCGGCACAUGGGCGGACUGGCCAUCGGGAGAACCGGGACUUUUCCCGUUAUGCAGAACGGGCCACAAAACGGGGCAGCAAUAUGCAGAAAAGGACAGCGAAACCACCCCCACCCCCCACUCAACAACUUUUGGCCCAGAUUCCCCCCCCCACCAGUUUCUAUGUAAACUCCCGGACCGAUUUCUCUUCCCAAUCUGCCUCUGACCAUAAGUGGUCGCUGUUGCUCACGUCACCGGAAUUGCUAACUCUAGUUAGCAAAAACAUUUUGUUGCUACCUUUUUUGCAAAGGGACUUUAAUGCACUUAAAGUGUCAAAUGUUUGAUUUUUAACUGGAAUUGUUAUAGCUUUGUAUCCCAUCUAUCAUCUAACUUUUGAUGAAUGCUUUGUAACGGCUCAGAUAUUGAACAAACGGCUCGGUAUUAUUGUUAUAUUAUUAUAUUGUUAAUUAAAUUGAAUCUUUUUAUACUAAAGCAAAUGUAUCUUUAUUAAUAUAUAGCAGGUAUUGUGAAAUGAAUGAGUUUUAUGCAGUUCAGUGUAAAUAUGUGGAACGAGCAACCCGGUAGCAACUUGAUUUGCCAUCUAAAGACGCUUGGGAAUUUGUGUUGCAAUUUCCACAUUCCUUUUGAUUUUCCAGUGUGGAAGACCUGUACUCCUUUCAGUGCAAAAUAUUAAAUGGAGCGGGCUGAGCUGUCCCUCGAUUUUUUUUAUGUUGUUAGAUAUUAACAAGCAAAAUGUAAUAACUUACUCCGCCUUUGUAGCAACUUUCCCUUUCUGCUGAUGUCACCAAGCCCUCUUUUUUUCCAACCACCUGCCAUAUGAAGACCACUUUUCACCAUUGAAACAAUUCCUGAUUCAUCAAAUCAAGUCCUGUCCUAAAUUUUUUUUGUCCUAUGAGAUGUUUUGGGUCCUCAGUUGAUGUACUGUACUGUGGUAGUCUUGUAAUCAACAAUGGCGAUACUAAUGAACAAACUGUAUUGAUAGUUUAGAUUAUCUAUACUGCCAUGUGACACACGUCAAGCCAAAUGGUGUAUAAAUCAGCAAAGCACUAUUAGGACAUUUUCGUAAAUUCAUAAAUGCAGUAAAAUCACGUUUAGUGUGCAUUGUUUAUAUUUUUCCUUCUUGUUUGUGAGUUUUUCUCUUUUUUUUUUUCUUCAUUUUUGUCUAGUAAUUAUUUUCAAAUCAGUUUAUAUGCUUACAAUAAUGCUGAGUGAUUUAAUGAUGGUUGUUUGAUGUGUAAAUGUGGCUGUUUUAAAACGUUUGAAUCCAUUAGAAUGCCGUGAGUCCUCGUGAAUUGUCACUUGUUAGUAUAAUCAUGUUUGGAAUGGAACACUACAAUACUACUUAAUAAAUACUGUGCAAAAUGUACUGUAGACUGCAUACUACAUUUUAAAAGUAGCAUGUGAAACAGUAUGCAUUAUGCAAUGAAAACUCUUCAAACAUUAGUAUGUUAUACUGAUGUCACAUGACCUUAUCACAUCCGGUUAUCGAAAAUAAUAAUAAUAAUAAAAAAUGGUCGCAUACAUUUUUUUUAAUUUUUUUUUGCAUUUUUUUUAUUUAUUUUUUUAUCCAAUUGUCUGCUAAAUACAUUAAUAAAUUCAAAUUAACUUAUGGCAGUCUAAUUAAAUAAUGAGUCAAGAAAGAGAUGUUAAAAUCACUGUUGUAAAAUGCAUAUUUUAGCAAAUGUAGUUGUUCAUCUGGGGAUGCAUGCACAAAAUGUGCAUAUGCACAGUAUACAUACUAUAUACUACAAAAAUAGUAAGAGUAGAAUGGUAGUAUGCUAUUCCGAACAUAACGCAUAUCUCUUCCUGAGCCUUUGAUACAGAUUGUAGAAUAUUGAAUGAACACAGAGCAGUUUGUUAUGGCACAGCUGAAUGGCAUAUUUUAAAGCAUUCAUUUUUGGAGUACUCUACAAAUAUUAUCAUAAUCCUCACUUCACAAUAUCUCCCAGAGUAAAAAGUGACAGAUGUAUGCAUCAAGUAUUAAUUUUUCUUUAUGUGUUUAAUUCAUUGAUUAAAAUGAAAUGUUAGAUUGUCAGAUUAAAAGUGACACUUUGCUUUUCUUACUAGAAGGGAUUUUAACAAUGUCAUAUCAGGGAAUUUUGUCAUGGUCUUCCCAUAGCCCUGUAGCACAGGUUAUAGUAAUGUACUGUUCUGCCUUUGUCGUUUCUAAUAAAUGCAAAAAGCUGGUUGUUACACAGAUCUGUGAGGUUUGUACUAGCUGUUGAUUAUAAGUAUAAUGAUGCACAAAAGCAUCAGUGGUGGUGUUUAUUUUCAUUUUUGUAUGUUUGAUUUGUUUAAGAUGGUUUAACAACUAGAUAAAUGUUUGAAAAAUGUAUAUAUAUAUAUAUAUAUCUAGUCCUGUCUCAGAAUAAAAGGUAUCUUUGUAAAA